Molecule: messenger RNA, 7305 nt
Organism: Plectropomus leopardus (leopard coralgrouper)
Lineage: Eukaryota; Metazoa; Chordata; Actinopteri; Perciformes; Serranidae
Gene: gli2a
Product: GLI family zinc finger 2a
Biological process (GO): regulation of transcription by RNA polymerase II; smoothened signaling pathway
Cellular component (GO): nucleus
Molecular function (GO): DNA-binding transcription factor activity, RNA polymerase II-specific; RNA polymerase II cis-regulatory region sequence-specific DNA binding
Source: RefSeq, a predicted model, not a curated record
GGGGUUUGGAUUGAAAACAGAUCAGCAGCCUGAAGAUCUCAACACCACCGCAUGUCUCUGCAACAACUGUCGAGUGAAGCCAAACCGCUUUGACUUCCAAACUUUUUUUAACGCGCACUCGAGAAACAAGAAAAAAAACAAAGCUUUUACGCGUCAUGCUAGUUUGCUGAGAGCGCACCUCCUGGAGAAGAUGGAUUGUAAGAAAAAGUUGUACUCGACUUGUGCUCCGCUCUGAAGCGCUCUCUCCGGUACAGAGGAGGUGGUAAUGCCGUGCAAACUUUGAAAACUUUUUUUUCCGGUUCAUGGAGUUUGGCGUCAAGUCCGGAGAGGCUCGUUUGCGCGUUUUGCGUUUGGCGGCGGCGCUGUCCUAGUUUACGGGAAUCAGGCAAAGUUUUCAUCGGACAAAAAGAGUGAGCGGAAGAGCUUCGGUGUCGGAGCGAAAGGAGACGGCAGUAAAGGUCGUGACUUAAAUCGAAGAGCAGCAUGGAGACUUCAGCUCCAACAGCCACUGAGAAGAAGGAGUGUAAGGGUUCAGGUCUGGAUGGAAGCAGCUUCUCAGAAAUCCCAAAGAAGCCGUCGCCCACCACUCUGACCAGAGGGGCCCACCACCUCUUCCCCACGUUUCACACACCCAUCCCAAUCGACAUGAGACACCACGAGGGGCGAUACCAUUAUGAGCCACACCCACUCCACGCAAUGCAUGGACCUCCAGGACUGACGGGCAGUCCAGUCAUCUCAGAUAUUUCCCUGAUCCGUCUAUCACCUCACGCGGCGCCUGGGACGGGUGAGUCACCGUUCAGCCCUCCACAUCCUUACGUCAGCCCCCACAUGGAGCACUACCUACGCUCGGUACAUGGCAGUCCCACUCUCUCCAUGAUCUCAGCAGCCCGCGGGCUGAGCCCUGCUGAAGUGACCCACGAACACCUGAAGGACCGUGCCUUGUUCAGUCUCCCUCCUCCACCACCAGGGGCCAACCCCACAGAGUACUACCACCUGAUGGCUAGUGCCAGCCAGCGGAGCCCCUACGGCGACCUGCUGAUGCAGAGCAGUGCAGCAGCGGCCGCAGCAGCAGCAGCAGCUCAUCUACCAGAUUACAUCAGCCCCGUGGAUGUAUCACGUUUCUCCAGCCCACGGUUGACACCCCGACUGAGCAGGAAAAGGGCACUGUCUAUCUCCCCACUGUCAGAUGCCAGCAUUGACCUGCAGACCAUGAUCCGCACCUCACCCAACUCCCUGGUGGCCUACAUCAACAACUCCCGCUCUAGCUCGGCUGCCAGCAGUUCCUAUGGGCACCUUUCAGUCGGUGGGAUCAGUCCUUCGUUCAGCUUCCCUCAUCCCAUCAACCCCGUGGCAUACCAGCAGCUGUUGUCCCAGCAGAGGAGUCUCAACGCCUUCGGCCACACGCCUCCUCUCAUUCAACCAUCGCCAUCCUCCUUCUCGGCUCGCCAACACCCCCUCACUGCUUCACCUAUGUCCGCCUCCCACAACAGCUCCAACUCUGAGACAAACCAGAAUGCCAGUGGAGACCCAGCAGUGAGUAGCACAGUCAACCCAUUGACUACCAAGAGGUCAAAGGUUAAGACAGAAGCAGAGGGUCCGCUGCCCAUCUCACCAUCCUCUCAGGACCACAGUGGGGGGAUCUUGGACCUGAGCGAUGAUCUGGACAAAGAUGAGUGCAAACAGGAGCCAGAGGCCAUAUAUGAGACCAACUGCCACUGGGAGGGCUGUACCAAGGAGUAUGACACCCAGGACCAACUUGUUCAUCACAUCAACAACGACCACAUCCAUGGAGAGAAGAAGGAGUUUGUGUGUCGCUGGCAGGAGUGUUCACGGGAGCAGAAGCCCUUCAAGGCUCAGUACAUGCUGGUGGUCCACAUGAGGCGUCACACAGGGGAGAAGCCACAUAAAUGCACAUUUGAGGGCUGUGCCAAAGCUUACUCUCGCCUGGAGAACCUUAAGACCCACCUCAGGUCCCACACCGGGGAGAAGCCAUAUGUGUGCGAACAUGAGGGCUGCAACAAGGCCUUCUCCAACGCCUCAGACCGGGCCAAGCACCAGAACCGCACACACUCUAAUGAGAAACCAUAUGUGUGUAAGAUCCCGGGUUGUACCAAGCGCUACACGGACCCCAGCUCUCUCAGGAAGCAUGUCAAGACAGUCCAUGGACCCGAAGCCCAUGUCACCAAAAAACAACGAAGCGACGCACCUCCGAGACUGCAGCCACCCAAAGGCAAUGGGGAGAAUGAGGCAAAUUCCAGGCUCGGUACGAGAGGCAUGGACGGAAAGAUUGAGGCCAACAGCACCUCGAGAGGAGUGGAGGACUGCCUACAGGUGAAAUCUAUCAAGACCGAGAACUCUAUGACAUAUCAGUCCAGUCCUGGCGGCCACUCCUCAUGCAGCAGUGAGCCGUCUCCUCUCAGCAGCGCCAACAACAACGACAGUGGGGUAGAGAUGGCCAUGCACAGCGGGGGCAGCUUUGGGGACCUCAGUGCACAGGAUGAUUGCCCCAUGGUUGACUCCACUGUUCCCGUUGGGGGACAGCAGGCUGGGGUGGGGCUUCAGUUGAGGAAAGCUGUGGGCCAUGGUGGCGGGGUCACCAUCAAGCUGGAGAACAUCAAGAAGGAAAGGCUGAAGACAGUGAGGGACUCCUGCCCCUGGGUCAACUCUGCACCACAGCCAUUGCAGGGCCAACGCAACAGCAUGAAGCUGCCUCCCAUACCUGCAGUUGGUUCCCUGCUGGAGAGCUCCAACAUGAUGAGUAACUCAAGCGGUUCAUAUCCUGGCCAACGCAUGGGUGACCUGUCUUCAUGUGAAGUAACGUUGCUGAACCAGCUCAAUGAACGCCGUGACAGCACCACCAGCACCAUCAGUUCAGCUUACACCAUGAGCCGGCGCUCCUCUGGUAUUUCACCCUGCUAUUCCAGCCGCCGGUCAAGUGAGGCGUCACAGUUCGGUGCUAACCGCCACAACAACAUCAGUUCGGCUGACUCCUAUGACCCAAUCUCCACUGAUCUGUCUCGUCGCUCCAGUGAGGCUAGCCAUUGUGGAGGUGGUGGUGUCAGUGGAGGAGGUGGAGGAGGUCUCCCAAGCCUCCUUAGUCUGACACCAGCUCAGCAUUAUCGACUUAAGGCUAAGUAUGCUGCUGCCAUUGGCGGAGCUCCACCUACUCCUCUCCCCAAUAUGGAUCGGAUGAGCCUGAGGACCCGCAUGGCACUCUACAGUGAUUCCCAGGAAGGCUCGUCGUACCCAUUCCAUCAGCCACCCUCUGGAACUGUGCCUCGGCGAUGCAGUGAUAUUGGAUAUGGCAAUCGUAGCAUGAUGCCCCAUGAGGUACCUGCCAACCUUCCACGUCGUGCCAGUGAUCCAGUGCGCCGUCCCACACUGGACCCUCUUUCCUUUCCAAGGGUUCAACGUUAUAACAGCAUGAACAACAUGAACCCCCUGAAUGGGCCAUCUUCUGAACGCCACCAGGCACUGGCUAUGCAGGGCUACACUCGCUCUGAUGGCAGCCUGCAACGUUACCCAUUUGCCCCGAGACCACCUAGCAUUUCUGAGAAUGUAGCCAUGGAGAACAUGGCAGUAGAUGGGAUGAUGAUUGGGGGGGAGCAGAAUGGGGAGGAUGACAUGGUGCUUCCAGAUGAUGUGGUGCAGUACCUUAGGUCCCAGAAUUCUGGCCCCUCGGGUCAAAACCCCGGGCAAGUGGACUACCAUUCCAACAAUCAGACUCAGGGCUACCAGACAGGCAUGGCUCCACCAGCUUCAUUUUAUGCACAGAGGAGGAUGGCCAUGGUGGAUGCCAACAUGACUCAGUCUGGUCAGGACAUGCAGUCCUGUCAGAUGGGACCUGGUGGCUCCCAGCAACCCUUCUCAGCAUCAUCGGACAAUAUGAACAAAAAUAACAUGCCAGUGCAGUGGAAUGAGGUGAGCUCGGGGACUGUGGACACUACAACCAAGCUCUCCAAACAACAGCAGCAUUCGCUUAGGGGGAACCUAGCUGUUGUUCAGCAGAGGCACAAUUUUGGUCCCCUCCAAGGACAAGGACAAGGCCUAGGCAGCAACCAGCAAGUUGUGCCUAUGAGUCAGAAUUUGUCUAUGCAGGGAUAUGGGAACCACAACAGCCAGAGGCUGAUGAACAUCUCUCACCAGCAGCAACAGAGGCAAUGCAACAAUGUAAACUUUAGUGAGCAAAUGAGUCCUCAGCAAGGGUUUGGCCAAGAGGCAAUCCCAAAUUGUUUAUCUGGGAGCACUAGCAUGAGACCUCCCCGGAACAAUGUGGCAGAUCCAGAACUGCAAAGUUGCAGAUCAAGGACACAGGCUGAUGGGUAUUCCCAUGUGAACCAAGUGGAUCAGCAGCAAAAUUACAGUGUUCUCUCCCAGCAGCAACAGCACAAUAUCCAUAACGGAGGCAGAGGAAUGUUACAACCAAGGCCUCCCAUAGAGCCCAAGUCUUUUGCCAGACAACAUACAGGUUCUAGCCUGAUGCAACCAAGUCGAAUACCCAAGUCAUCUGAUUUGAUUGCCUAUCGCAGUACUGACACCUCAGAGGCAAGCCCAAAGAGGCCCAGUGGGUUAGCAGCCCACAACAGCAAUUCUGAAAAUCCAAACUCUGCCGUGCUCUACACAGGACAGAUUCAUAUGUUUGAGCCAACUUCUGUCAGCUUCGAUGCCCCUAUGUCCCCCACUGCCAGCCAGGCUCCUGCCAGCAACGCCACAGCUGCAACUAACAUGGCCUCACCAGGAGUCAACCACGUCUCCAGCAGUACGGUGGAUUCCUCCACUGGUGGAUCUGGUGGCACGGAGCAUGCCCAGAUCGACUUUGACACUAUGCUGGACGAUGGGGACCACUCCAGCCUAAUGUCGGGCACCCUGAGUCCCGGCCUUCUGCAGAGCCUCUCCCAGAAUUCCUCACGUCUUACAACACCCCGCAACUCUGUCACCCUCGCGUCUGUACCGGCAGGGAUUGGCAACAUGGCCAUAGGUGACAUGAACUCUAUGCUCACAGCCUUGGCUGAAGAAAGCAAAUUCCUCAACAUGAUAAGCUGAGAGCAAUCAAACACCUCAUCAUCCAUCCAGUCUUAACCAUUUCUACAUCAGGAAUAUAUGGAGUACACAAAGCACUGAUUGAACAAAGUAAAACUGGCUAUUUCAUAUUUUUUUCUUCAUUGUCUAUAGUUAUAUGCUUAUCUUGUAAUAUUUGCUUCAGAUUAAAAUAUGUUACAUUUAAAGAAAAAUAGUAAGUAUAGCUAGGGUUAAAGACAAUUUCUAUCAUUAUUUGUUAAAAAGCCAUACAUUUUACAUACAAAUAUAUGAUAACCCCAGGUAUAUAAAUGCAUCUGCAAACGAUCGCCAUUCAGUAUUUGCUGGUGUAAUAGCUCUACACAGUGGUGCACUGAAAGCAGUUGAAAGUAGUUCUCACAUGUAGUAUCUUGCUGAGGACAUCAGUGCUGAGCAUCCGAGUAUGACAUAUAAAACAGAGUUAUCAGGAAAUGGACAUGAAAUGUAGAUAACAGGUAAUAUUUUCUCAUGAAGACCUUUAUGUGUAAAGAUUAUACUCUAUGGUACUUGCUUUAAGUUAUGCUGUUGACUUGAUGUUUAAACUACGGCUGUCAAGGUACAGUAACCUAUGGGUACUAGUCAUUUACAAAGGAUGACAAAUUCUUGAUGAAAUUCUUUAUGGGUUUUUUUUGCGCUAAUCAUGUAGAUUGGGAAAAAAAACUAUUCUCACAAAGCUAAGCUGCAAUUUUCUGUACCUUUUACGUAUAUGAUGCAUAAACUGUAUAAAAUAACAAACCAAGCCCCACAAUUUUAGCCACUGGUUUGUGUACUCAUGUUUUCAAGCCUUGAGUUUGGUAUUUUGGCCAUCACCAUCUUAGAUUUUUGGAGCCAGAAGUGACUGUAUUUGGACAAGAGGGUAGAUAUUACCCUAACGCUAGCUGCUAGCUUAGUUGGAGCAUUUACAGCAUUGGUUAACUGUAAUUAUGCUAAUGCUUAUUUUUUGCUUGAAAAGAACAAGCUCAAAGGUAUUCAAACAAACUGUACUUACGGCAAAAGCUGAACGUCUGACGUAUGGUUCAAUACCUAACCAACACCCAUAAUUAUGCAUAACUUUAGGCCUUAACAAUAUUCAAACAGCUCAGUUAUAUAAAAAUUAACCUUUCCAUAUUUUGUGUCUUAAACUUAAAGGCUGUAAACAUGUUUAUUUCUGUGGUUAAGUUUUAAUAUAUGAAUAUAUAAUAUCAUUCCAGGAACUGCAGUUUUUGGCACUCCCAUCUUAUACAAUACAAUAACUAACCUAAGACUAACCUGAAACACAAACUGUUGCUAAGUCAUUUUUGACCAGGGUUAAAACUUAGUCACGUGUUUCAGAAGGACAUACCUAGCAAUGUGUGUAAAUUUUAUGCAGGCAAAUUAUCACAGAAAUACAAUUUAUUUUUACUUUAUUGCAAAACAUACAGGUGCUCAAAGCCCUGAGGUUAGAGUACAUGAUCAAACCAUGCAUGUGGGAAGUGAUACAUACAUGUCUGUAAUGAAAAAAAAAACUGCUAUUGCAAUUUAUGUAUGCACAUAAUUCAGCUAUCUUGCCACAUAAGAUAACUGCCAUUACAGAAACCUGUCUUUUAUAAAAAUUUGAGUUUCAAUUACUCUUAGAUUUUGGAAUAAAGGUUAUUGGUGAUUCUGAGUUAAUUUUCCUCACACAUUUUUACGACAUCUCAUUAAUUCAAUAUGCAAUUGUUAAUACCCUUCAACCAGAAAUUUGCAGCUAAUUGGAACUUACAAAAAAAAAAGCAUUUGACAGCCCUAGUUUAAACACGUGGUUGUACAACACUAUGAUCCACAGAUAUUAAGUGCUUCUUGAUCAUAGUCUGAGCUCUUGGGGAUGGUACUGUAAAAUCAGAUUUCCUUCUUUGCCCACUGGAUCAGAGGCAUUUACUCUCCAUGGUCCUAUCUCACAAGGGUAAAUGAUUGAAAAGGACAAGGAUAUGCCUCUGUGUUAGUCUAUCAGGGCACAUGAACCCAUGUGUCUGACAAGGAGCAUUCUCUAAAAGAAUAUACAAGUACCUCUGUGUGUUCUCAGUAGAGAUCCAGUCCUAAUUAACACAUUCAUAGCGCCCCCCCUCGCUGUACCCCAUCCUUCCCCUGGGGUCUGGAUGAACUGCAGAGAGUCCAGGAUGGGACACAGACUUUGAUAAUGAAAUCCUGUUUCGGACAGAAUAGGCAAACUAGCCCUGAAAAUUCCUCCAUUUUAUUAUGUUUGCUGAAUUUUUUAGUAGCCUUUAAAAUGUUUGUGUGUAUGCUACCAUUCAC